Messenger RNA from Closterium sp. Naga37s-1, 3183 nucleotides. Lineage: Eukaryota; Viridiplantae; Streptophyta; Zygnematophyceae; Desmidiales; Closteriaceae. The record is from the annotation of a GenBank genome assembly.
AUGGCUGACGUCAUCGACUCUUGGACUUUAAGAACCGGCGAGCUUGGUCGCGGCGCCAUCGACGACCCGUGGCGCGCCGGAGCCGCAGUUCCUGUUGAAACCAGUACUCCUGGCAAGGGCGGCGAAUCUUUGACCGGUCAACGCGGCGAGUCAACCGCGGUGGACCAGUCCGCGCAGCUGCCCGCUGCGGAGAGACCCGUUGGCGGAAGCGCCACCGAGGGGGCUUCGCCGCAGAAGCCGCAUCAGCCCCUCCUUCCGCCGGCCUCCAUGUUCCAGCAGCAGCCGGCUCCGGCGGCUGCGGAGAGGGAGCGGCGCGCAGAGGGCGCGGAGGGGGCGCAAGGGGGGCGUGCACUCCGGGAGGGAGGCGCAGUGGCGGAACCGGAGCAGUCCGCGGAGAUGGAGGCUGCGGCGGUUGAGGGGAAGGGGCCGCUGGCAGUAUCGUCUUUGGAAGAGCGGAAGGAGAUUGCGGAGGGGGAGGAGCUUCAUCAGAAGCCCCGUAUCUCAGAGAAGAUCGCCCGAUUCUUCAGAGCUACAGGAAAGCCCAGGAGCCGCAGAAGCACUGAGGAGACGGAGCCUCCAAGACAAGUCGUAGCAAGGGAACCCGCAAGAGAGUCGGGACGAGAAUCUACGAGGGAACCUGCAAAGGAAUAUGCAAGGGAGCCUGUAAAGGAACCGACAAUAGAGAGUAUAGCAGCUGAGAGCGGUCAGGGUGCAAGGGGCAGGGCUUCGGAGGGGGUGGGUGAAGGGGAGCAGGUGUUAAGGGGGAGGGGCAUGGGCGAGGGGUCUUCCGGUGUUACUAGCGGGGGCCCUGCUGGUGCUACUAGCGGGGGCCCUGCUGGUGCUACUAGCGGGGGCCCUGCUGGUGCUACUAGCGAGGGCCCUGGUGGUGUGACAGGCGUUUCUGGCACGGGAGCAACAGGCUCCACAUCAGGCCGUGCUGCUGCAGCGGGUAGUGAGGGUGAAUUUGUUGCUCCUGGUGCUGCUGGUGCUCCUGAUGCUGCUGGUGCUCCUGGUGCUGCUGGUGCUCCUGGUGCUGCUGGUGCUCCUGGUGCUGCUGGUGCUCCUGGUGCUGCUGGUGCUGCUGGUGUUGGUACAGCAGGUGCUGGUACGACAGGUGCUGCUGCUGCGCCAGAGCCCUCCACCACGCCUGGAGCAGCAGCUGCAGCAUCGGCCAUCCAGCAGGCCGUGCGAGCAGGGAAGAGCGAACAGGAGGCUGCUGCUGACGCAACCGCUGCCGCUACCUCUGCUGUGACUGAGCCCUCCACCACCCCUGGAGCAGCAGCUGCAGCAUCGGCCAUCCGGCAGGCCGUGCAAGCAGGGAAGAGCGAACAGGAGGCUGCUGCUGAUGCUGCCGCAGCUGCGGCAGGAGAGAUGGGACAGGGUGGGAAAGAGGUGGUGGAAGGGGGGGGGAUUGGCAGGAGGGAGGUGGAGAGGAGGGGCAGUGAGGAGGAACGAUUGGAGGCAGCAGCAGGGGUAAGAACACCCACAGAAGAGAGGGGUGUGGGGCUGGCAGGAAGACAGAGAGGCACUGAGGGGAGUGCGGAGGUGUCGCCUGUAUCCCCCGGAGCAGCAGGCGGGCAUGGGUCAGUGUUGGAGCGACUCAAGUGGCUGGAGUGGCAGGUGCACACCAUGCAGCAGGCCGCCACAGGCGCUCCUGCGGAGAGUGCUGGGAAGCUUCCCGCUGCAACGCCAGGUGGUGUUUCAGGAGUUUCAGAUGUUUCGGAGGUUGGUUCUGGAGGGAAGAGAAAGAGGGUGCUGGCUCCUCUUGCUAUGCGUGGGGGAGAGGGGGAAGAGAUGGAGGGAUUUACCAGGGGAGCUCCCUUUGGGGAGGAGCAAGAAAGGGAGAUGGCGAAAGGGGAGGCAAGAGAGGAGGCGAAAGAGGGAGGGAUGUUCGGAGGGAUGGUGAGUGGAGGAGAGGGAGGAGGGAUGGGAGAGGAGGAAGGAGCAGCGGUGCCUUUGGUGGUUGUGGCUCGGGAGAUUGAGCAGCGGGGAUCCAUUAUCGACCGCAUUGCACACCUGGAAACCACGCUCAACGCCCUUGCAGCUUCUGGGAUUCCUGUCCCUGGCAAACCCGCUCCUGCUACUCUUGUCCCUCCUGCUCCUGCUACUCCUGCUUCUGCUCCUACUGCUGCUGAAACUCCUGCAAUGCCUGUUCCUGUGUCGAGAGCAGCAGCUGAAUCCCGCAUAUCACGAGGAGCAGAAGAAUUAGCUGGAAAAGCGCGUGAGGUUGGCUAUGCCGUCCCUGCUGCUGGAGGGGCAGAGGCAGAGAUGGAGGCAGGGGCAGAGGAAGCGGAGGCUGAAGCAGUGGCAGCGCCGCCGGCAAUGGCCGAAGCUGAAGAGGAGGAGGCAGAAGAGGGAGGGGAAUGGGGUGAGGAAGUGGAAGGCAAGCCCUCUGCUGUAGCACCUGAGGCGGCACCUGAGGCGGGUGGAGCACCUGGAGCACCUGGAGCACCCGGGGAGGAGGCUGAGAAGGCAGUGGCAGCACAUGCUGCAGAGGCAGCUUUGGCCAGGGCGCCUGAGGGGGAGAGAGCAGAGGAGACAGCAGAGGUGGCCGCUGCUGCUGCUGCUGGAGCAGUGCGGGCAGUGGAAGGGGUGGGGGCUGGUGAGGAGGGUGGCGGGGAGGGUGGUGAGCAGGGUGGUGAGGGGGAAAUGAUGAAGCCUACAAUUGAGCAAACUCCUGCAGCUGCCAAGGUGUCAGGGGAAGGGGAAGGGGAAGCAGGGACGAAGCAGCGUCGCCGCUAUCGGCGCAAGAAGCGGCCUGAAAGGGUGGAAGGGAAGAGCAGUGAGUAUUGGAAGCACGUGGCCAACUCCGUUCCGCGCGGACCGGGAUCCGCGGAGAGCGCGGCGGCGGAGAUCAUCGAGCGCAACCUCGUGCGCGGUCCCUCCGCGGAGGAGCGCAGCCCCGCCGCGGUGCUGACGUCACGGCGGGAAGCGCUGGACCUUUACCGUCUUGUGCUGCGAACAACGCGGGUCUUCGUGUGGCAACACCCCUCUGGAGCCCUCUGGAGGGACGUGUUGAGGGAGAGUGCGCGAAAGGAGUUUGAAGCAGCCAGAUUGGUCUCAGACCCUGAAAUGAUAGCGCGGCUGCUACUGGGAGGGCGGGAUGCCAUCUCCGUUGUUGUGGAUAAGCUAGUGGCAAAGCAGCAGGAGGUGGUGGAGAAGGAGCGUUCUCGGCCACCUUAG